Lachnellula hyalina is the source of this 1728-nucleotide messenger RNA. RefSeq names its product putative RNA-binding protein (gene sce3). The record is from RefSeq and is a predicted model, not a curated record. The transcript is spliced from 6 exons. NCBI's taxonomy places the organism in Eukaryota, Fungi, Ascomycota, Leotiomycetes, Helotiales, Lachnaceae. Gene Ontology annotation, molecular function: RNA binding. Bases 1 to 1728 code for a protein of 575 amino acids.
AUGGCGCCCAAGAAGAAAGAACAGCAGCAGAAGAUGUCCCUCGGGGCCUUCUUGACUGACGAGAAGAUGGGCUCAUGGGCUGAUGAGAUGGAGGAUAUGCCAGUUUACUCCCGAACUGGUUAUGGCUCCGAACGACGCACAUACAACUCUGCCACAGGUGCUUACGGAAGCGGCUCUGGAGGAUAUUCCGUCCGCGAGGAACUCCCCCUUCCCGACAAGCCACCUUACACUGUUCAUCUCGGAAACCUCUCUUUUGAUGCCACCGUUGGCGAUGUCACCGACUUCUUCAUCGAGUGUGAAUGCACAAAUGUCCGAAUCAUUGAAGACAAGCUUGAAAUGAAGCCCAAGGGAUUUGGAUACGCCGAAUUUGCUUCUCUGGAGGGACUGAAGAAAUCUCUGACUCUGAACGGCGAGCAAUUCCAAGGCCGCAACAUCAGAAUUAGUGUUGCAGACCCACCCAAGGAUCGAGAAGGCCGCCCAGAUGCACGAGAAUUUGUUGACUGGAGUAGAAAGGGCCCAUUGCCAGAUCUUCCAGGCCGAGGCGGCGGUCGCCCUGAAGGCCGAGGAUUUGGAUCCGACUAUGGCGGAGAGCGCAAGGAGCGAUUUCCAGAGGGCGAUGGAAAGGUCCGUGACUUCGGAAACUGGGAGCGCAAGGGCCCCUUGUCUCCUAUGGCUCAGCCAGAGCGUGGCCCAAGAGAAGGAGGUCGCCCAAGAACCAAUGAUGGCCCACGUGGAGAAGGUUUCAGAGAGCGCAAACAAUCGCCAGCUGGAUGGGGCGAGGGUCGCCCGCAAGGCUCGCAAGAUGGAUCAAGACCACCUCGACGCGAAUUCCAGGAACGUCCCGCCGUCGACCGUACUCCCACUGCUGCUGAGCAGGACAGCCAAUGGCGAACAAAGAUGCGACCUGAUGCACCAGCCGCUAAGUCCCCAGCACCUUCUCGUGAAGGUAGUGAAGCGCCUUCAUCUCCAGCUCUUGCGGCUGCGCCAUUAAGCAGCCGACCAAAGCUGAACCUGGCGAAGCGCACAGUCUCCGAGGCUCAGGAUGUGUCCUCCCCAUCAUCUGUAGCAGGCGACUCAAAGGCCAGUCCUUUCGGUGCUGCCCGCCCUAUCGAUACAGCUGCAAAGGAGAAAGAGAUUGAAGAGAAAAAUGAGGCAGCUCAUCGUGAAAAGAAGGAAGCCGAAGAAAAAGCCAGGGAAGAAGCCAAGGAGGCUGCUGCCAAGGCAAAGGCUGCGGAGGCAGAACGAGAAAGUGCCGAGGCUAGCAAAAAGGUUGAGAUCUUACAGAGAGCCGAGGGCGACGCCGAUGAGACCAUCGAGAAGGAGAACCAGAACGGAAACAUCGUUGAAGAUAAAUCCGUCAAGCCAAAGGAGAUUGUCCGGGACAUGAAGCCAAAGCCAGCAGAUUCCGGCGCCUGGAGAAGACCUUCUGGAGGACCCCCAACAUCCCACAACCGCGACGAUAUCCCACGUGGCCCACGAGGAGGCCGAGGAGGAGGCCGUGGAAGAGGCGAUCACCGAGGCGAUCACCGAGGUGGACCAAGACAUCAUGACGACGGUAGACCACCCCGACAAAAUAGCAAUGGAAGAGCAACACCAGCAAGCCCUGCUCAGGCACCAUCUAGUGAGCCAGCCGCUGCCGAGCUCGCGGAAGACGGCUGGAGCACAGUCUCUAAGCCAAAGAAGAACAAUCGUGGGGGUAACGCAGGUUCCCGCCCAAUUGCAUCUUAG